Messenger RNA from Cryptomeria japonica (Japanese cedar), 1060 nucleotides. RefSeq names its product stress-response A/B barrel domain-containing protein UP3. The record is from RefSeq and is a predicted model, not a curated record. The coding region runs from base 162 to 800 and encodes 212 amino acids. Lineage: Eukaryota; Viridiplantae; Streptophyta; Pinopsida; Cupressales; Cupressaceae. The transcript has a single exon.
ACACUUCGGAAUAGCAUCUACAGACAAGUCUAACCCUAAUCAUAUCAAUGAAGUGCCCCAAUUUGACCAGUAAAGUUGCGACCAACAGAUAACAUGUAAUCAAUAAAGCCACGGGGUCGAGGGUUCAAUUCCCUGGACGAGGAUUCUCAUUUCACAGGAAAAUGGCGAGCGAACAGAAAGUGAUCGAGCACAUCGUGUUAUUCAAGGUAAAUGAAGGCGCCUCACAGGAGGAAAUAGACGCGUGGCUGUCUGCCCUAAAUGCGCUCGAUUCGCUGGAGUGCGUAGAAUUCCUGCGUGCAAGUCCUGCCGUGGCCACAAAUUCGUCCAACAAAUUCACGCACGCACUGUACGGGCGCUACAGAAGUCGCGAGGCCUUAGCUCAAUACUCCGUCCAUCCCCGCCACGUGGCCGUUGUUAAGGGCAACCGUGUCGUUGAAGAUUUACUCGCUCUGGACUGGGAGGCACCUGAAGAUCGGUCCUGGUUCGAAUCCUGCUGCGCUCUUCGCAUCGAGCUUCUCAAACCCCAGCCCGCUUUGGAGCAAGCUGAGCGCACAGAGGUUUCCGAGGUACUGAGCCGCUACAAGAAUUUAUUCCCUAGGGUUUUGUCGGCUAGUUUUGGGGAAAAUAUUUCUCCCGGUCGAGCUAAGGGUUUCGGCUGGGGUUUUCUGUGUGCGUUCGGGGCUUUCGAGGAUCUGCAGGAGUUCAAUAACAAUGAGGAGCAUGUGAGACUUCAUGAGGGCAAGGUUAUUCCCAAGGUACAAGAAACCCUAAUUAUGGAAUGCCGUCUUGAGAUUCCCUGAAGUUUCAGAUAAUUAGUACAUGUUCUCAGGUAGUUUUUAGUAUUAAUAGUAGAGAGAAUUGAUUAACUGGUUCUUAUUAUUAUUUAUCUAAUAUAAAAUACUUUUCUAAAAAGAAAAUGAAUAGUUUUUUUUAAGUAGGUAUGAGUUUUGCUUCUGACUGCACUCAACAAUUCAUAGGGGAAGGAAUAGUCAAUCUUUUUGAAGAUGGAGUGUAUCAUCUGAAACUUAAAUCAAAAAAUAUACAUAGUUUUAUUUAAGUA